Molecule: messenger RNA, 1224 nt
Organism: Nannospalax galili (Upper Galilee mountains blind mole rat)
Lineage: Eukaryota; Metazoa; Chordata; Mammalia; Rodentia; Spalacidae
Gene: Rhoc
Product: ras homolog family member C
Exons: 5
Coding region: 216-797 (193 amino acids)
Biological process (GO): small GTPase-mediated signal transduction
Cellular component (GO): neuron projection
Molecular function (GO): GTP binding; GTPase activity
Source: RefSeq, a predicted model, not a curated record
CCUCCAGCCCGAGCCGGGCGACCCGGAUCCCCAGCCCGGGUGACCUGAGCCGCCUGGGCGGGGAGCAGAGGCGGGCGUAGCCGAGGGGCCGCCCCCAGCCGACCCUCCUCCUGCCGGGUCCGCCCCGGAGCGGCGUUGGAUAGCGGGGCGGGGCCCGGGUCAGUGUCGGCCUCCCGCACUGGCCGCGCAGCUGGAGGCGGCGGAGCGUUCCAACCAUGGCUGCCAUCCGAAAGAAGCUGGUGAUUGUGGGUGAUGGAGCCUGUGGGAAGACCUGCCUCCUCAUCGUGUUCAGCAAGGAUCUGUUUCCAGAAGUCUAUGUCCCCACUGUCUUUGAGAACUACAUUGCAGACAUUGAGGUGGACGGCAAGCAGGUGGAGCUGGCUCUGUGGGACACAGCAGGACAAGAAGACUAUGAUCGCCUGCGGCCUCUUUCCUACCCGGACACUGAUGUCAUUCUCAUGUGCUUCUCCAUUGAUAGCCCUGACAGCUUGGAAAACAUUCCUGAGAAGUGGACUCCAGAACUGAAGCACUUCUGCCCCAAUGUGCCCAUCAUCCUGGUGGGGAAUAAGAAGGACCUGAGGCAUGAUGACUACACCAGGAGAGAGCUGGCCAAGAUGAAGCAGGAGCCUGUUCGAUCUGAGGAAGGUCGGGACAUGGCGAAUAGGAUCAGUGCCUUUGGCUACCUUGAGUGCUCAGCCAAGACCAAAGAAGGGGUGCGGGAAGUAUUUGAGAUGGCCACCCGGGCUGGCCUCCAGGUCCGCAAGAAUAAGCGCCGGAGAGGCUGUCCCAUCCUCUGAGCGCUCCCCACACCCUGAACUCCCUAGUUUUCCCUCCCCUUCCUUCACAGGGGGUUCGAAUUACCCCCUCACUCCACUUUUGUAAAACUUAAUGCUGAAGGUUUCUUUUUUGGUUCCUUCCUGCCCAGGACUGCAUCGAGUUUUCCUAGCCCCAAGUUGGGGUUGGUAGGCCCUCCCUCCCAGUUUCUGGGAAGUAGGCUGGUGCCCUGCCCUUCCUGAACAGGGCCCCCUCCUCCUGCUGCCCUGGCCUAGGGUGGGGCUCCUGCUCCCUUCUGCCUUCCCCACAUCACACACCAGCACUUUAUAUACUUCUGGCUCACAGGAGUGAGUUUAGGGUAGGGACUAGGGUCUCUGCUUUGGUAGUAGCCUUGUCUCUUGACUGUACUUGGUGGAAGGGGAGGGGGUGAAUAAAGGUCAAAGGUUCCCA